UUUAUGCAACAAAUUAAAGGUGGUGUCGAUGACAAUCAAAAACAACUAAACAUGAUCUAUCAAGAAAUUGUAUCAAUUCAAACACAUAUGCAACAAUCCGAAAAAAAACCAUCAGAAUCAAUGAAAAUUAAUUCUCCUCAAAUUGAUCCAAAUCAAUUACAAAAUCCAGAAAUAACUUUAGAAGAAACUAAACGAAAAUAUUCCCUUUUCUCCGGUCAUUUCUCCGGUCACUACUCCGUCAUAGGCCAAUUCGAUUUUGAUUUAGCGUCGGUUAAAGAAUUUGGUAUAAUGAAUAAGGAAAUUUCCUCUGAUAGUAACGGUACAUAA
Scutellospora calospora is the source of this 327-nucleotide messenger RNA. NCBI's taxonomy places the organism in Eukaryota, Fungi, Glomeromycota, Glomeromycetes, Diversisporales, Gigasporaceae. The record is from the annotation of a GenBank genome assembly.